GUUUGGCGAAGUUCACUCGCUCAUCCGGUCUCAAGAAGUGACGAUCAGGUCACGAGACUGAUGAAGGACUUGCUCCGCUCGGCGAAUGGAGCGUCGAUUGCGUCGAGCUUCGUGGCCUUGGCGAUUUAUGCUGAUGAGGUGCACGUAUAGUACUGCAAUGCGGGCGAGUCGAUAGCAGCUCUUGUGAGAGUGUGAGCACAGGAGUAGUGGGGGUAAUUUUGUCGAACCCUAGCUGCCGCUGCCGCGGAUGAAGCUGGAGCGGAAUCUUGGGGGUAUGGUAUAAAUUUGAGAGAUGGAGCUGCGUUCCUGGAUCCUCAGGAGAGUAGAGAUCUUCACAGCUCGCAAUGUGCACUUUGUCAGAAGCUUUUCUGAUGAAGGUUCAAGGCACGCUCAUAGUCUGUUCUCAAGACACAGUGGUGACGAGAAUUUUAUCCGCCCGAGUUUCAUUGCGGCCGUCCGUGAAGUUUUUCUGAUCGAUUAUCAUCGCAUCUGGACAUUCUAAGACCUGGAUCGACUAAAGAUUAGGUCUAGACGAAAACACGGAUAGAAUCUGAUCUUUGUCUUGCGUUGGUUUCCAGAUUACGCCUCGUAUUCUCUGUCUCGAGUAUCGAUUAGAAUAGAGUGAUGAGCAGUGAGCAGGCUACAGGGUUGGAUAUUGAUGAAGAUCGAAAACGUCGCUGCCGAGGAAAGCUGUUUGCAUUAGAAGAUUGUCAACGGAAGUACCGGAAGGAGCCGGAAAGAGGCAUGAUGUGCAAACACUUGAAUCAUGCAGCCGCUCUUUGUUUGAUCUCAUGUGUUUGUCCGGAGGCUGUAGAAUCUGUGCAGUAUCAUUGUUCCAGCCGGGGCAAUACCUCCAAGCGUCAGCAGUGUCAAAGAGCCCAGGCUCGUCUACAAAUCUGUAUCGAAGAUCAGCAGAAAUCAUCUUAGUCUUCUACGUUUAGAUGGCUCGAAAGUGAAGGACCUUCUCCACCUCAAAAUUUCCUGCAGCGACGACGUAAAGGUUGGCUGGGAAUGAGAAAACUUUCCCACGAAAGAACCGACUUUUUCACCAGUCCUCUCAUCGAACGCAGGCACUGAACGGUGCGUACUUCACAGCAGAUUCUGCUGAAUGUAAUGUAUCACGUUUCGUUUCAGCUUGUAAGCUUGAAAAGAAUACUCUCAGUCAUGACUCUUCAACAUUAAUCUCUUCUGGUGGCAUCGCGCAUGCUACUGGAGUGAAUGUUUACGAACGAACAGUCCUCACACUCCUCAGACUAUCGUCAUGAAGAUACAACCAUAUGUCCUCGUCUGCUUGUGCAACAAGUCUGACCCUCUUACUUUGAUACUGGACAAAAGUUAUUUUGUCGAUGGCAUUGUACCUCAUUUGUGUCAGCAACAGUUUCAUUUAUCACUGGAGACUUCACAAGCAGUUUAUUAUCUACGUUUUUCUGGACCAAAAGAACUAUGGCGAAGAUGGCUAGUUGACUCUUCUACUUUGACACGAUUGUGAUGUACAGUAUUCAGUUUGUUUCACCGAAUGAUAACUUCGUUUGCAAAGAGUCAGAUUGUAAACCCUUUUCACACAACUCUGAAUGACGACACCUCUCUAAUGAAAUAAAGGUUAUCCAUACAGGUGACUGACAUGGAGAAAACUAUUACGGACAUAGUACGCAUGGAGG
Molecule: messenger RNA, 1658 nt
Organism: Marchantia polymorpha subsp. ruderalis
Lineage: Eukaryota; Viridiplantae; Streptophyta; Marchantiopsida; Marchantiales; Marchantiaceae
Source: the annotation of a GenBank genome assembly